Messenger RNA from Uloborus diversus, 1098 nucleotides. Its product is annotated as low choriolytic enzyme-like. Gene Ontology annotation, biological process: proteolysis. Gene Ontology annotation, molecular function: zinc ion binding; metalloendopeptidase activity. NCBI's taxonomy places the organism in Eukaryota, Metazoa, Arthropoda, Arachnida, Araneae, Uloboridae. The coding region runs from base 48 to 923 and encodes 291 amino acids. The record is from RefSeq and is a predicted model, not a curated record. The transcript has 9 exons.
UUUUUUACAUUAAGCUAUUUUAAUUUCAGCGGACAAGACAUUGAAAGAUGUUGAAGUGCGGGAUCGUUUUGUUUUUUGUUUUCUGCUUAAUUUCAGUUUCUACAUCAGAAGACGAUGUGCGUUCUGUUGAACCCGAAGAACUGGAAAAAUUGUUAGAAGAGGGUAAUUAUGAAGAAUUCAGCAAAUUGAUGCGUAUUGAUGAUGUAAGACUAGUGGUUCCUAAAGAUGACAAUAGUGAUCCUAUGUACCAUGAUGGCGUCCCAUUUGGUGACAUUUUAAUCCCUAAAGGAGAAGAGGAACUAGAGGAAGGAGAGGAAUCGGAACGAGCCGUUUUAAACUUUAGGAAAUACGGUGGAAACAAGUGGCCUAAUGGUGUCAUUCCUUAUGCCAUAGCUAAUAACCACUACGACUAUAAUCAGAGAAAUACCAUUACCAAUGCCAUCAAUGAUUUCAAUGCAAAAAAUACUGGCACAAGAUUCGUACCACGCAGCAAUCAAAGAGACUAUGUCAUGAUAUUCAGCGGAAAUGGGUGCUACUCCUACUUGGGAAAAAUUGGAAAUCAGCAAGCUCUGUCGCUGCAAAGCAAUGGAUGCGUACACCACGCAAUUGUGCAACACGAAAUGAUCCACGCUGUUGGAUUCACCCAUGAACAGAAUCGUCCGGACAGAGACAAUUUCGUCCGUGUCCUCUGGGAAAACAUACCUCAAGAAUGGCAUUCGCAAUACCAAAAGGGCAACUCAGACGAUUGGGUAACAACGACAGAUUACGACUACUACUCGGUGAUGCACUACGGAAUGAGGGCGCCCGGAACAGGACGCAGGGCAUUCCAGAUCCUGAGGGGAGGCAUCGACGAGAGGUACGUCGGGCAGAGAGGAGGCAUGACGGGUCUGGAUGUGCAGAAGAUCAGAAACGCAUACAGAUAGAACACAGAAAAUGGACGUCCCCUCAAGUCGAGUAUUAAUAACCUAAGCUAAAGGUUAUUAAUAUUCCGACGCAAUAUGUUUAUUUGUCAUUGCCCUGCUUUUGAACUAUUGAAAACAUUGGAAAAUAAUGUAUUUCUUUUCCACGAAAAUAAUAAAGUUUCUUUUAUUAAAAGUU